AUAGUUAGUCUUGUUAGGGUUUUCAAGAGCACACUAUCCAGCACCAAGCCUUCACCCGGCCCGCCCGCCUGUCGAUUGCGACCGUGAGCUGACCGCUCUUCUUUUCUCAUCCUGCAGUUUGUUGUCGACGGCGAUUGGGUCAUCGAUCACACGGCGCCGCGAGAAGUCGACGAAGGCGGCAACGAGAACAACAUCCUGACCCCCGAGCGCAUCGUUACCGAAGCACCCGCUACGGCCGCCAUUAUGAGCACAGUCUCUCCCGAUUCCACCACCGCCGCCUUGGCCGCGGGCGCGCCGCUAGAGAAGAAGGCCGACGCAGAGGUGCCCGCCGCGGUUCCGCAGGCCCCCGCCUCGGAACCCGAGAAGAGUGGCGAUUUCAGCGUGAACCCGUUCCCUGCUGCCGUCGGCGCCAUCAAUCCGAUCCAGCUUACGCCGGGCGAGAAGAUCCCCGAGAGCCUCACCACCGCAGGUGCCACCGACAACGUCAAGCUAGACCCCGAGUCGUAUGAGAAGAGUGAUGCUCUUCCAGGCGGCCCCCCGGUGAUCCUGUCCUCGGCCGCGCCGGAAUCUACCACGGCUGCGCUGGCGGCGAGCGCACCAAUCGAGACCAAGGUUCCCGAGGUGGUGAAGGAGAGCCAGGAGAAGGCCGGAGCCGACCCCGAGGCUAGCGCCGUCCCCGAAGAGGUCGAGGAGAAGGCGGCCGUGGAGAGUGAGCUUCUCGAGAAGGUGAAGGAGGCACCCGCUGCCUCCGAAGGUACCGCCGGCCAGGGCGCCGACAAGGCCGAGAAAGCUGUCACCGCCGACGAAGCUGCUGACUCGGUUUCGGCCGUGGCCGCAGCUGUGGGCACUGCCGCCGUCGCUGCCGUCGCUGGCGCGGUGGCUGCUAAAGAUACUGUUGUCGAGAAAGCUACAGAGGCUGUCGCUAGCGCAGAAGCUUCCGCCGUCGAAGCAGCCGCAAAGCUUCCCGAGUCGAUUAAGGAGAAUCUCCCUGAGUCAGUUCGAGAGGUGAUCGCCAGCGCGAGCAAGGAGGAGACUCAGAAGGAGGUCUCGCCCGAAGUACCUGCCGAGGUCAAGCAAUCGAUCGCCGAAGCUGGAAAGGAACCGGAGGCCGCGGCGAACACUGAAGCCGUUGAAGAGAAGAAGGCGGUCGAGGCCGAGCUGUUGAAGGAGGUUAAGCCGGCGGAAGCUAACCCCGCUGAGGCCAAGCCAGCGGAGGCUGAAGCCCCCGAGGUCGAAACUGAGCCGACGGCGGCGGUGGCGGGGGAUAAGCCGGCCGCAGAGCCGGCCGCCACCAACGGCACCACCGCUGAGCCAGCUGCCCCAGCUGAGGCAGCCGCAUCCGACUCGGCGGCGAAGCCGACCGAGGCGGCUACCGAGGCCGGUGACAAGGCAGGUGACAGCUCGGGAGCGUCGGAAAAGAAGAAGAGGAAGAACCGACUCAGCGCUAUAUUUGGCAGGGUGAAGAGCAGGUUCUCCCACAAGUGAGGGCCUGCUGCUCGCUGUCUUAUCUCUUUUACCCACCUCGAUCCCGGCUCCUUUCCGGCCUUUUCCUUUUUCUCCCUAAUUCCUUUUCUUCGAAGC
Messenger RNA from Durotheca rogersii, 1581 nucleotides. RefSeq lists its product as uncharacterized. The transcript has 2 exons. NCBI's taxonomy places the organism in Eukaryota, Fungi, Ascomycota, Sordariomycetes, Xylariales, Xylariaceae. The coding region runs from base 244 to 1485 and encodes 413 amino acids. The record is from RefSeq and is a predicted model, not a curated record.